This is a messenger RNA of Colletotrichum orchidophilum, 1407 nucleotides long. Its product is annotated as FKBP-type peptidyl-prolyl cis-trans isomerase. Gene Ontology annotation, molecular function: peptidyl-prolyl cis-trans isomerase activity; macrolide binding. The record is from RefSeq and is a predicted model, not a curated record. The coding region runs from base 1 to 1407 and encodes 468 amino acids. The transcript has 4 exons. Lineage: Eukaryota; Fungi; Ascomycota; Sordariomycetes; Glomerellales; Glomerellaceae. Gene Ontology annotation, cellular component: nucleolus; chromatin.
AUGGCCCAGCUUCCUGUCGCUCUUUACGGGCUCGAGAUCCCCCCUGGCGAUGUCCUCAUCCCCGCCAACCCCGACUUCCCUGCCACUUUCCGCAUUACCAUGGCCGCCAUUGAUCCCUCUGAGGCUCCCGAGGCCGAUGCCGAUGGCAACAUUCCCGCUGUCCCCCGCUCUACCCUGCGCCUUGUCAAGCAGCGCUUCGGUGACGACCUUGAGGCUGGUGAGGACGACGAGAUUGAUGAGGACUACCUCCAGUCUCUCAUUGACGCCAAUGGCGACGACGACGAGUCGUCUGAUGACGAUGACGAGCCCAACGGAGGUCCCAGCGAUCCCUCCAAGUCCAAGAAGCAGAAGCAGGCUGAGGCUCUGAAGAAGCUGAUCGAGGCUGUCGGCAAGGAGGAGUCCGACGAGGAGAUGGACGAUGCCAAGCCCAACGGCAAGUCCAGCAAGAAGGGCAAGGGCAAGGCCUCUGACGACGAUGAGGAUGAUGAGGAGGAGGACAGCGACGACGAGGAUGACGAGGGUCUUGACCUCGAGAACUUCGUCAUCUGCACUCUCGACACCGAGCGCAACUACCAGCAGCCGCUUGACAUCACCGUCCAGGAGGGUGAGAAGGUUUUCUUCGUUGUUUCUGGUACCCACACUGUCCACCUCACUGGUAACUACGUCAUCGACGACGAUGAGGAGGAGGGAUCCGACGAGGACGAGGAUGACGACGAGUACGACCUGUCCCCCGACGAGCUCGAGUACGGCCUGCCCGAUGAGGACAGCGACGAGCUUGACGACACUGACGACCCGCGCGUCAUGGAGGUCGACACCGACGAGGAGGAGGCCCCCAAGCUGGUUGAGACCAGCAAGAAGGGCAAGAAGCGCGCCGCCGAGAGCCUCGACGAUCUCAUCAAGGCCGAUGACGAGACCAAGCUCUCCAAGAAGGACAAGAAGAAGCUCAAGAACAACAAGGGUGAGGCCGUCGCCGCCGAGGAGAAGACCACCCCCAAGUCCGACAAGAAGGUUCAGUUCGCCAAGAACCUCGAGCAGGGCCCUACCGGCUCCGCUGAGAAGGCGAAGCAGGCCGGCGGUGUCAAGAUCGUCCAGGGUGUGACCGUUGACGACCGCAAGCCUGGCACUGGCCGCACUGUCAAGAACGGUGACACCGUCGGUGUCCGCUACAUUGGCAAGCUUGAUGACGGCAAGGUCUUCGAUGCCAAUAAGAAGGGCAAGCCUUUCACCUUCAAGGCCGGCAAGGGCCAGGUCAUCAAGGGCUGGGACAUCGGUGUCAUCGGCAUGGCCAUCGGCGGUGAGCGUCGUCUCACAAUCCCCGCCAACCUCGCCUACGGCAACAAGAGCCUGCCUGGCAUCCCUGCCAAGAGCACCCUGACCUUCGACGUCAAGCUCCUCGAGAUCAAGUAA